Bacillus rossius redtenbacheri is the source of this 2833-nucleotide messenger RNA. Its product is annotated as slit homolog 2 protein-like. NCBI's taxonomy places the organism in Eukaryota, Metazoa, Arthropoda, Insecta, Phasmatodea, Bacillidae. Gene Ontology annotation, molecular function: protein binding. The record is from RefSeq and is a predicted model, not a curated record. Gene Ontology annotation, cellular component: extracellular matrix. The coding region runs from base 614 to 2833 and encodes 739 amino acids. The transcript has 4 exons.
AAUUUGAAAUUCCACUUUGAAAGUGCUGUUCUUGCGUAGUCCAAGAAAUUCUAAUUUGGCCUACACAUGCGGUGCUGAUCUGUCAUUCUAUUAUCCACAUAACAAAAAUUACCACCAUUAUUACCCCCCGCAGAAUAGCUGUUUUACCCCCGCAGGUGUAUUUACCACCAGGUUUGGAACCAUCAAUUUUAUUGGUUCAAGCUCACUCGCUGUUUUACUUUAACACUCGACUAAACAGUUCUGCCCACACACUGUGAGUUUACUAAAUUACUCGCCACUCGACUAGAUGUAAACCAGCCUUAACUCAGCCUACAGAGAAGGCCGCUGUACGACGUUUCUUGAUAGACACCCGGAGUGGGUGAGACACUCAUCGGAGGGACUGAUACAGGAUAAAGACGCAUGGCGAAACAGCCAAUAGAAGAGUUGGGUGGAGUAAACAGCGUUACUGGAAUCAUCAGCAAAGAAGUUCCACUUAAAAAAAAAGUGUAAAACCUUCUCUGCGGUGUUGCCGGAGACAAGAACAGCGCCAGAGGACCGACGGCGCGAUGGCGCCUGCCCGUUUUCUCUCGUCUGCUGACCUCGUGACCUCCCGGUGCCUGAUUCUAUAAGGAACAUGGCGCCACCGCUGCCUGCAGGAUGCAUGUUCCUAGUCCUGGCCCUCAUCACAGACGUUAUGUUCGACGAAGUAAGGAACGUAACUGUGAAAGACGCCGUUAUCCUCAGCAACCUGUCGUACCAGGACUUGGCGAACCUGGGCUUGCGCGACGUUCCUCAGGCCGUGCCCAGAGGCACCGAGGCCCUCCUCUUCUCCGGCAACAACGUCACCAGCCUCUCGGGGCAGUUCUGGACCAGGGGGUGUCAGAAGGGAGUCACCACUGCGGGGUGCAGUCUCCUGCCGUACAUAGCGGUGCUGGACCUGUCCAACAACCUCAUAGAGACCACAGACCGCCACUGCUUCGGCGGCAUGGAAAGACUUCACCUGCUGCUCCUGCAAAACAACAGGCUCAGAACGAUCGGCCCAGAUACGUUCGCCGACAAAAGACUACUUAUUUGGCUCGACAUGUCUGGAAACAGAAUAAGUUACCUGCACCCCGAAACUUUCCAGGGUUCGAAAAAUUUGCAACACCUAUUUCUGAACUGCAACGUUAUUCGCGAUAUCCACGUCGACACGUUCAGAGGACUUGGUCAGCUACGUCAAAUGUCUCUGGAAGAUAACAAUAUCAGUGUGGUAGAUGCCCAUCUCUUCAGAGAUCUAAUAAAUCUGUACGCUCUUAAACUUGAUUUCAACUAUUUGUCGUACAUUCCCGGGACCAUAUUUUUGCACCUUAGAAAACUGCAAAUAUUUAGUGCGUCGCAUAAUAUUAUUUGGUCUUUCAGUUCGAUGUUUUUUCCUUCGGCGAGGAAUCUAAGGUCAGUGGAUUUAAGCCACAAUUCAAUUCGACACCUAUCUCGGUAUGAUUUUCAAAACUUGGAAGAAAUUGCUCAUGUGAACUUCAGUUACAAUAACUUGAAAUCCCUGUACCUGAGUCGUAUUCCAGUCGCACGUAUAGUGACCAGUAGCACAAAUUGGCUUAUUCGCAACACGAGUCUGUGCACAGGAUCAAAUGGAAAUUUCCCAUGCUUCUUUCCUAGAAAUAACUUGGAAACGGAUAAAGUGUUUCACUCCGUUGACUUUUCUUACAACAAAGUUAGCAAAAUCAUAUUCGUCAUAAGUGAUUCUUCACAUACACUAGUGAUCAUAAAGAUUUCUCUCGCAGGAAAUCGAGGUUUCUUCUUCCCAGUUUCAUUCAUAAGACAAGAGAGGUACAUAACAGCGCUGGAUCUCAACCAAACGAACCUGAGCUGGAGGAACAUGACAUUGUUCGACGAGAUCCUGCAACUUCCGCACCUCAAAUCUCUUAGUAUCUCCGGCAGCGAAGCUUGCGGACACCACAUGAAGCAGGUUCUGAUGUCCAUCUUCAACCACAACUACCGCGUACAUUUGAACUGUGAUGGAUUCCCGCCACCAACGGGAACUGACCUGUACGCGGCGCAGCCUGAUUCGUUGGACAAUUCUUCGUACGGUUUGGCAAAUAAUGGAAAUUGCAACAGUACGCCGGAAGAGAAUGGUUGGUCAGAAGUUGAUGGAGAUUCUGGUUACUUCCCGUGUCAGUAUUUCGAAUCCUUCACGACCAUCACCGUAGACUUCAUCGGCAUGAAUUACGACAUUUUCUGUGGAUACGCAGUUGACUGUUCGUACGUGAGCCUCUCUACUCUGCCGAGAAUUAAUUCUUCCGUGGACUGCAUCUUGCUCUCUCACAAUGAACUCACUUUUUUGGAACCAGGCUUCUUUCCGAACUUCCACGACCUGUGGUAUCUGGACCUCUCUUUCAACGGCCUGACUUCCUUGGGAGAAGGAGUCUUCGAGCGGCUGGUCAACCUCGUGUUUCUGAAUCUGAACGGCAAUCAGCUGUCCAGCCUGAGCUCCCACGCUUUCGAGGACCUGGUCCAUCUCACCAUGCUCACUAUGCAUGGGAACAGGAUAUCCUCCUACGACCCGGACACGUUUGGGAACCAGGCGCGUCUCCGGCUGCUGUCCGUCGACUUCCGGAACCUCACGAGGUUCCACGAAGGGACUCUCCGGAACCUUCCCGCCCUGCAGGUGCUGGAACUGAGAGAGACGUGCGAGCUGGCCACGUCCAGACAUCUCCUGGGCGCGGUCCACUUCAAGAGCCUCAGAUCCUUGAAGUCGUGCAGGAUCACCGGCUUUCUCAUCAACUCCAGCUCGCCGGGCGAUCUGUUCGAGGCAAGCGCGCUCGAUCUCCUGGAGAUCAAAGACAUUUCGAAAAUCUAG